GGGAGUCGCUUGCUCCCGGCGGGUGGCGGCUGGUGCGGCCUGAGGGGGCUCGGGGCGCUGCGGGCGGGAGGCGCAGUCAUGCCCCGGUAUUACGAGGACAAGCCGGAGGGCGGCGCGUGCGCGGGCGUGCGGGAGGACCUGGGCGCCUGUCUGCUGCAGUCGGACUGUGUGCUCAAGGAAGGAAAGUCCCCUCGGCAGUGUCUGAAGGAGGGAAACUGCAAAGCUCUGAAAUACUCAUUUUUUGAAUGUAAACGAUCAAUGUUGGAUGCCAGAUCAAGAUUCAGAGGAAGAAAAGGAUAUUGAUACUAUUAUGUUGAAACCAAGAUGAAAUCAACAAAGGAUUUUUCUCUCCAGUAAAACAGAGAAGCCAAAAUAGGAAACAUACUUUUUGCUACAUCUGUUUGGUUGGACCAGUUUUUCCCUCCCUGGGACACUGGAGAAAAUGUAUGGGUUCUGUUUUUGAAUAUGUAUGAAGUAAAUGAUUCUCUUGCUCUAAGUUAUUUUUAGAAGAAAAUUUUAAUUGAACAGUUAUGAGCUGGGAGCAUAAUAAAUGUUUUGAGAAUUGUUCCAAAGCACAAAGAUCAAACUUGACUCCUCAACCAAAUGACACAGUUUGUACAUCCUUUGUAGAUAUUACUAAGGCCACUGAUGAGACUGUUAAAAUCAAUAACAUGGAGCCUGAGGAGAAAAUGUCUAUUGGGAAAGUUUAGAAUAAAACUUUCUUUUACUCAA
This is a messenger RNA of Diceros bicornis minor, 732 nucleotides long. Its product is annotated as cytochrome c oxidase assembly factor 5. Bases 79 to 303 code for a protein of 74 amino acids. NCBI's taxonomy places the organism in Eukaryota, Metazoa, Chordata, Mammalia, Perissodactyla, Rhinocerotidae. Gene Ontology annotation, cellular component: mitochondrion. The record is from RefSeq and is a predicted model, not a curated record. The transcript has 3 exons. Gene Ontology annotation, biological process: mitochondrial respiratory chain complex IV assembly.